UAAAUGGAUUAGACCCACCACCUUUCCACGUCUCGCCACUCCAAUUAGCACAGUUUCUACAAUUAUUAGAUAACUUAGAUAUUUCUAGUAAAACAGUUCAAUUCUAUUCUAUGUGCUUCUUCCAGAUUCCUUAAAGCCAAAACCAUGUCCUCCAGUGGUUAGUAGGACAAAUCCCACGACACUCCCCGCUGCUACUGCCUUACUCUGUUUUCUUCUUCCCCACCUAUUUCCAUUUUUUUAACUCCAAAUUCCCACUUUACAUCUUUGUUUUCAUCGAAGCGCCACUCAUAGAAAGCGUUUUAGUCCAUCUUGCAAAAUUGUCCUGAAAAGCGAAAAACUCCAUCUUUACUAUUAGCCCCUGAACUCUCUCUCUCUCUCUCUCUCUCUCUCUGUCUAUUAUUUUGGUUACUAUUAUGUCAGACUUGCCAGCCUUUUAAGACAGUCUUCUGUUCAAAGUCACAUAUUUUUCUCAUCUGGGUCACCACCCUCUUCUGGUAAAAAAACGAUUUUUCAUCAAAAUUUGUUUUCAUUUCUAGAUGUCAAUGCCCACCUUUUCUCGGGAAAAUUUCCAGUUUUUCCCAUCUGGGUCAUUUGCCAAUCUCUACAUAUUCAAUAUGUUUCUCGGCCUGAAUUGAAUCCCAACAACAACUGGUUUCUCUUAAUCCAGACUUUCAAAAAUAUUUUGAGUCAUGGAUGAGCUAGUAGUAGAGCCGCCGCAGAACAACAGUUCCAUCACGCCGAGAAACAUUCUGUUCGGAAAAUACGAGACGGGUCGGCUGCUGGGUAAAGGUACUUUCGCUAAGGUCUAUUAUGGCAAAAAUCUAAUCACCGGUGAGAGCGUAGCCAUUAAAGUUCUGAACAAAGACAAGCUGAAGAAAGACGGGUUUAUGGAGCAGAUAAAGCGAGAAAUCUCGGUCAUGCGGUUGGUUCACCACCCAAAUAUCGUUGCGCUGAAAGAAGUCAUGGCAAACAAAGCCAAGAUCUUCUUCGUAAUGGAGUACGUUAAAGGUGGAGAAUUGUUCGCCAAAGUUGUCAAAGGGAAGCUCAAGGAGGAUAUUGCUAGAAAAUAUUUUCGGCAGCUGGUUAGCGCCGUCGAUUUUUGUCACAGCCGAGGAGUCUCUCACCGAGACCUAAAACCCGAAAACCUUCUUCUGGACGAAAAUGGGGAUCUAAAAGUUUCCGACUUUGGCUUGUCGGCGUUGCCGGAGCAGGUCUGGAACGACGGUCUGCUGCACACGCGGUGUGGGACUCCGGCUUAUGUGGCACCAGAGGUUUUGAGAAAGAAAGGGUAUGAUGGAGCUAAGGCUGAUAUUUGGUCCUGUGGUGUUGUUCUGUUUGUUUUGCUUGCUGGGUCUUUACCAUUUCAAGAUGAGAAUGUUAUGAAGAUGUAUAGGAAGGUUUUCAAGUGUGAGUAUGAAUUCCCUCCAUGGUUUUCUGGGAACGCAAAGACGUUGAUAUCCAAGCUCUUGGUUGUUGACCCACAUAAGAGGAUCUCGAUUGCUGAUAUACUGGAAAAUCCUUGGUUUCAAUUGGGAUUCACCAGACCAGUUGCGUUUUCAGUUGAAGAAAUCAAUGAGAAAGAUGAGAGUAAUCACGAUGUAGAAUUGGAGCAGAGAAGGACACAGUCAUCACCACCAUUUUUCAAUGCCUUCGAGUUCAUUUCCUCCAUGUCUUCUGGUUUCGACUUGUCCAACUUGUUUGAGACCAAGAGGAGGCGUGGUUCUAUAUUCACUUCCAAGUGCUCAGCCUCAGCCAUCAUGGCUAAGCUUGGAUCCGUGGCUAAGAGUCUGAAUUUUAGAGUGUUCUGUGAGAAGGAAUUCAAGGUGAAGUUGCAGGGGAAAUCAGAAGGAAGGAAAGGGAAACUGGGGGUGACCAUGGAGGUUUUUGAGGUGGCUCCAGAAUUGGUAGUGGUGGAGUUGGCCAAGUCUGCUGGAGACACGCUCGAGUAUACUAAGUUUUGUGAACAGGACGUGAGGGCUGCCCUUAAAGACAUUGUUUGGAGCUGGCAAGGUGAGAACAAUUGUCAGUGAUGCUAAAUGGCAAACAAAGGCCUUGAGUACUUUAGUUGUUAGUAGUCCGAUUUUUAUUUUUACUGUAGUUUAUUGGAUUGCUUGCUAGUAUUUGCAAACAUUUGACAUUUGGGUAAUGUGGAAUGUAUGUGUAGAAUGGAUGUGGAAUGAAGCAAUUGGUGAAAGUAGACUGGAAGGAUGAAAUCUAGGGAUUUUUUUCUUGUACAAUAUUACUUCAUGAUUGAUAGGGGGUGAGACAAUUUGGCUA
Molecule: messenger RNA, 2277 nt
Organism: Ziziphus jujuba (common jujube)
Lineage: Eukaryota; Viridiplantae; Streptophyta; Magnoliopsida; Rosales; Rhamnaceae
Product: CBL-interacting serine/threonine-protein kinase 25
Exons: 1
Coding region: 690-2030 (446 amino acids)
Biological process (GO): protein phosphorylation; signal transduction
Molecular function (GO): ATP binding; protein kinase activity
Source: RefSeq, a predicted model, not a curated record